CCCUAAGCCUUACUUCAGCCUUGCUAGUCCCAAACCUGAAGCAGCUACAGCCAGAUGGGACCUUGGAUCACAUAAGCCUCCCUAAAUGAGAAGCCAAGAAGCCUGCGUGAAAGUUUCCUCUUCAGUUUUGUGGAGAGAGACUCAGGUAUAGAAAUACCCUUGCUGCCUGCCUGACCUGAAGCAGGAGAAACCACUGACAGCUUCAUUCCCAGGCUCGCCAUGUGCACCGCCAGUGCCUGUGACCUGGAGGAGAUCCCCUUGGACGAUGACGACCCGAACAGCAUAGAAUUCAAAAUCCUGGCAUUCUAUGCCAAACACCAUGUCUUCAAGAACACACCUGCUGCCUCCUCGCCAAAGCUGCCGAGAACGAGAAGUUUGUCCCAGAGAGGACUGGGGAGUUGGCCAUCUAAUGAGUCGUGGACCCAAGUGACAUGGGCUUGGAGAACUUCCCCAUCCACCGAGAAGGCCACAAACCUGGGCAAGAAAAAGUCUUCCUGGAGAACACUCUUUGGAGUGGUGGAGAAGGAGGAAAAUGAACAGAGCCCACCUAUGUUCUGUCUGGAGGGUCGAAUAGCUGAGUUUCAAGGGCCCAGUCAUCCAAGGACAAGGUCGCUUUCUAAUGUGGGACAGCAUAUACAGCAUGAAGCCGAGGACCCCAAAGUCGCUUCCAUUGCCAACCGCGUGGCCGAAAUUGUGCAUUCCUGGCCCCCAGCCGAAGAGGUCCACGGCCUGGGGGAAAGCCGCAAGGCCAAGGGCAGUUCUGUCCAUCAGUUCGUCCAGCGCCAGGGCCAGUGCUCCCAGCCUCGAGCGCCCAGUGCUAAGAAAGAUGGAGAAGAGCAAAUAAUAGCCAAAAUCGUUGAGCUGCUGAAAUAUUCAGGGGAUCUGUUGGAAAGAGAGUUGAAGAAAGACAAGGCUUUAAUGAACAGCUUCCAGGACCAGCUGUGCUACCCUGUUUUCAAGAUCAUCACAGACCAAUUCCUAAGGGGUGUGGACACCAGGGGAGAAUCAGAGGUCAGAGCUCAGGGCUUUAAGGCUGCUCUUGUAAUAGACGUCACGGGCAAGCUCACUGCCAUCGACAAUCACCCCAUGAAUAGGGUGCUGGGUUUUGGAACCAAGUACCUCAAAGACAACUUCUCGCCCUGGGUCCAGCAGCACGGUGGAUGGGAAAAUGUACUUGGAAUAUCACAUGAGGAAGUAGACUGAAACAUCAGAAGAUUUGUAAUCUGGAAUACUCAUUAUUCAACUAGGAUCCUGUCUACAUUGGUCGCAGCAUAGACUAUGGGAGGAAAUAAACAUGUACAAGGCAGAGGGAGCACUGAAGUUUUCAGAGUCAUUGUUCCUAGGAAUCCAGAGGCCUGAGGGGAGAGGCCUUGCCCGUCUGUAGCUCAUAGAAUGUAGUAGUGUGGCCGGUAACAUCCAUGGUUUUCAGGUCCUCCAGUGAGUGUUGGAGGAAGACUAGGAAGACAAGUGGUAAUUUUCCUUUCAGAUGUUCAGAACAGAAACAGUCAUCUUGCCUCUGUGGGCUGCUUUAGGGAAAUUCUGUUACAGAUAUUUGCUGAUCUCAUGAGGGUGAAAUGAUAAAUUGUGCAUGUGUUUA
Molecule: messenger RNA, 1597 nt
Organism: Suricata suricatta (meerkat)
Lineage: Eukaryota; Metazoa; Chordata; Mammalia; Carnivora; Herpestidae
Gene: BCL2L14
Product: BCL2 like 14
Exons: 6
Coding region: 220-1203 (327 amino acids)
Biological process (GO): regulation of apoptotic process
Source: RefSeq, a predicted model, not a curated record